AUGGCGUUGCUGUAGGAUGGUUCUACGAAAGACGGCGCGUGGAUCCUCUCAGGCUUCUAUCUGAUUCGUCUGAUCUUAUCGCAGUCGGUGAUGUUAGAUGUUCGUCGAUGCCAAACCGUAGAAGAAAGUGAUGUUAGAUGAUAGCGUGUAGCGGAAUAAAAAAAAAUCAGUAAAGACAACAGACAGAGUGACGCGGAGCAAGAUGACUCCUAUAGCGGAAACAGCUGUUUUAUGCUAAGAAACCUAAAGCGAGUAAAUAAUAAAUUAGCCACAAAGCAGCAAGAACCGAUGUUUCGUAUAAACUGAGACUCAUUAGUAGAUAAACAUUUUGUAAAUUCAUCAUCGAGCUUCAUUAAUUCAAAUAUUCAAUUGCAAGGACAAUUCGCGAUUCUUACGCGAGUCUCCAUUUAAUGAAUGACAAUUUCACGUGAUCUUGAAAAUUGGAAUUUCACGUGAUCUUGAAAAUUGGAAUUUCACGUGAUUAGAAAAUUGAAAAUUUUGUUUACGUAAAAUGCUACAAACUUCGUUUUAAUUACAUAGAGGAAUACCGACGAUAAUUAUAUGCAGCGAUAAGUGAUUACUAUUAUAACUAUGGAUGUAGUAACUACUAGUUUAGAAGCUCUCAUACAAAGAGCUACAAAUCCACAAAAUCAGAAGCCAGACAUAGCAGCUAUUGAAGCAUUCUGCGUGAUGCUUACCAAAGAAUCGGAAGGUAUACAGAUAGGCACAAAAUUAUUGGCAACGCAUAUUCAAUCGCUUAAUGAGUCGGAAGCACUGCAAGCACUUUCAUUACUAGAUACUUGCAUGAAAAGAUGUGGUCCAUUAUUUCAUGCUGAAAUUGGUAAAUUCCGUUUUCUCAAUGAGAUGAUCAAACUUGUCUCGCCGAAAUAUUUAGGUACUCGCACUACAGCAAGUGUAAGGCAAAAAGUAUUGCAACUUCUUUAUACAUGGAUCAGAGAAUAUCCUCGUGAGUCAAAAAUAAAGGAGGCCUAUGAGAUGCUUAAAAAACAAGGAGUCAUUGAGGAAGAUGCAGCAUUUAUAAUGGCUAAUAAUGAGGAAAGUCAAAAAUCAUCUAAAAUAAAGAAUAACAUCUUUGAAAAUGAAGAGAUGUCAAGGCAUUUGCGCAAGUUACUUCAUAGUAAAGAUCCUUAUGAUCUGCAAACUGCAAAUCGAUUAAUCAAGGUUAUGGUGAAAGAGGAUGAAGAAAGACUGCAGUUAAACUCGCGAAGAAGUAUGGAAUUAGAAUCAGUGCACAACAAUGUAAAACUUUUGUCAGAAAUGCUGGAUUCAUAUAAUCGGAAUGAAACUAGUACAGAGGAUCUCGAAUUGAUGAAGGAGUUACAUCAAGCGUGCGAGCGAUUGAAACCUAUUUUGUUACGGCUGGCUAGUGAGACCCAGGGUGAUGUUGAAAUGCUUGGUGAUGUGCUGACUGCCAGUGACGAAUUGAAUCAAGUCUUCGAAAAAUAUACAUCCGUUAUUGUUCUCGGGCAAUCUUCCAAAUCUUCCGCGACAGAAUCUUCUAAACCAAUCUUUAAUAAUGGAUCAUCUCUCUUGGACUUAUCGUCUCCUACUGAGAAUAUUCCCUGUGAGAACACGACGCAGAGCACAACGUCGACAGAUCAUCGUUCAGAUAUGGACAUGUUGGGAGAUAUUUUCAAUGUCUUGGAGAAACCAGUCAAAUCCGACACAAAUUUCUUGAUGCCGAAUGCCAUCAUGCAACCAAUCAGUAUUUCGCCUAUGAACAAGAAAAACGAAGUUACCAACACUGGCGAGGAAAAGAUAGAUAGUAAAGCAAAAGCAUUGGAAGAAUUGAAUGAAUUGGGAGAAGCUUUACUUAAGCAAAGCUUGUCAGGCACAAUUGCUCGUUCGUCACAAGGGAAAGUCAAUAAUAAUAUUAUAAAAAAUCAAAGCACCAGUGAUUCUGUUCGAAAACAAAAUUGGUCCCAUGAAACUAGCAAUAAUAUAUCUCAGCACAUCGUGACGGAACAAUCAGAUACAAAGAAAUGCGAGUCAAAUAGUAAUUUUGAUAUUUCAACAGCUUCAAAUUCAUCAAAAACUAACGUGACCGCUAAUCUGUCGUGCAAUAAAAAUAUUAAUUUAGAAAAUACGGAAACGGGCACACAGCAGCAGCUAGAAGUAACGCAGUUACUUAACGGCGCAUCAACAAUAGCAGACACCGAGGCUGGAAUCAAACCAUUAACUGAUAUUAUUGUAAAUCUUGAAGAUAUUAAGCCAGGUAUAAAUCCACCUUUAACAGUAAUCGAGGAAAGAAAUGGUAUAAGUGUAGUGCUCCACUUUGCUCAGGACAGUCCCAGGCCAGAUGUAUCUGUAGUAGUAAUUACUACGAUGAGCAAAAACGCAAAACCACUUAAUAAUUAUUUAUUUCAAGCAGUUGUACCUAAGAAAUGCAAGUGCAGAUUGCAACCACCUUCUGGAACAAAAUUGCCAGCACAUAAUCCAUUCCUUCCACCAUCCGCAAUCACACAAAUUAUGCUGAUUGCAAAUCCUUUCAAGGAGUCUGUAUAUCUAAAGUUUAUGCUCAGCUACACGAUGGACGAUGAAACAUUUACAGAAAUGGGUGAAGUCGACAGAUUGCCUCAUCUAUGAUCUAGUAUAACUAUGAUAUGAUUUUGAUGCACUUGUAUUCAUCGUGUUCUCGGUAAGUCGAGAAUAAUAUGAGAAAUAUUCCAAUUACUGCGAUUCAAUUAUUCAUAUGUGCAAUUAUAAAAUUGUUAGAUAUUCUUUACACUUUAAUCUUAGAAUGCGAUAAAAAAUUAAAUCAUAUUCUUAACUUAUUGGAGAGACAAACGACCAGCUUGUUUUUAAUUUUCUUCUCAGUCUUAUUCUAAUAGCACAUACAUAAAAUGAAAAUAUCAUUUUGAUCAUAAGCAUUUUCAUUUUACGCAUUCCUCACUAUAGCAAAUGUGAAAGUGCGGAAAUUUCAAAAAAGGCUGAAUCGAUCGAGAAGUAUUACAAAUAUAAAAGAGUUGAUUGUAACAAUUUAACAGUUUGAUUGUAACAAUUUAAACAAUUUAAUUUGAAGAUGAUCUUAUAAUUUUACACUACUAUUCCAAAUAGGAAUAAAGAGGAAAAAAACAAAAAAUGUAAUAAAUCUUACAUAAAAAGAACUAUGUUUAUAGGGAACAGUUUCUCAUAAUAUGUCAAAACUAUAUAAAUAAAUAAGACCAGAUUGCGAGUAGAAUUACAUAAGUUUCAAGUGACGUUAUUUGAACGUAAUUUAUUAUAGUUUUUGUUGAAAGGUAUAAUGUUAAAAAAUAUAUGAUUUAAUCGAUUUCUUUUAUUUUAAGAUCAUUAAAAUCGAAUAUUUCCUCUAUUUUAACAUGUGUACACUUAAAUAUGAAUAGUGGAAAAGAAAAGUUUAAAGAGAAAUGAAACUGACUUAACAACUAGACUACUUUAGACUACUUUAGACUAAACAAAAAGCUAGAAUAGAGGAAAUCGAUUAUAUAAUAAUGGUCAUAUUUCUUGACUCAGAUCUAAGAGAUAUUAUCUUAUUGCAUGAAUGUUGUAAGAGAAAACUGAUUAAUGAAACACAAUUAUGGAUGGAAAGCGGAUGAAUAUCACUUAGUGUAAUAUUCAUUAUAUUGCAAAAAAUAAUGUGAAAUAUAAUAAUAU
This is a messenger RNA of Camponotus floridanus (Florida carpenter ant), 3636 nucleotides long. It is a transcript of the gene Gga, whose product is annotated as ADP-ribosylation factor-binding protein GGA1. Gene Ontology annotation, cellular component: trans-Golgi network. The record is from RefSeq and is a predicted model, not a curated record. Bases 592 to 2607 code for a protein of 671 amino acids. Gene Ontology annotation, biological process: vesicle-mediated transport; intracellular protein transport. Gene Ontology annotation, molecular function: phosphatidylinositol binding; small GTPase binding; ubiquitin binding. Lineage: Eukaryota; Metazoa; Arthropoda; Insecta; Hymenoptera; Formicidae. The transcript is spliced from 11 exons.